This is a messenger RNA of Pygocentrus nattereri (red-bellied piranha), 1170 nucleotides long. Its product is annotated as polymeric immunoglobulin receptor-like. The transcript is spliced from 8 exons. The record is from RefSeq and is a predicted model, not a curated record. NCBI's taxonomy places the organism in Eukaryota, Metazoa, Chordata, Actinopteri, Characiformes, Serrasalmidae. Bases 1 to 1170 code for a protein of 389 amino acids.
AUGUUCCAACCAUUAGGAACUAGCAUAACUAGUAAACUUAAGAAAAUAGUCUUUGCACAAAAUAAAGUUUGGUCCAAUGUCUCUGCAGGCAUUGAGAGCUGGAGCUGGUCAUCAAGGCAGUUAUCUCUUCAAUCUGGAGGAACGGUCACCAUCCCUUGUCAUUAUAACAUGAAAUAUAUACAACAUAAGAAAUACUGGUGCUAUGAUGCUAAAGCAGCAUUUAAUUACUGUAAGAUUCUGGCUUAUGGAAAUACUACAAAAGGUAGAGUAACGGUGACUGAUUAUCCAGCUCAGAGUCUCUUUACUGUGACUAUGAGAGAUCUGCGGAGUGGAGACACUGGAAUGUACUGGUGUGCUGUGGAGAUUGAGGGAUUGUGGCCUGAUGUUAAAGAAGACAUUUAUAUCACAGUGAAAUCAGUUCCUGAUAUGUCUGUAGAGGAGAGCAGUGUGAGUGGCCAGGAAGGGGGCAGUGUUAGCGUCCAGUGUCUCUACAGUGCUGGACAUCAGAACGAACUGAAGCAGUGGUGCAGAUCUAAAGACCAGAGGUGCUACACAGUGGGAAGGACUGACACAUCCCAGAAUUCAGCAGUGCAGAUCAAUGAUGAUGGGAGAAGAUCCUUCAGUGUGGAGAUGAGUGGACUGCAGAAGAGUGAUGCUGGCUGGUACUGGUGUAAAACUGGAGAUCUGCAGGUUCCUGUUCAUCUCAGUGUCAGUGAUGCUCCUCCAGCAGUGACAGCAGCAUCUGACAUUCACAAAACCAGGAUCAGUGAGAGCUCAUCAGCUGUGAUGGCAAAAACCAAGAAAAUUGACACUACUAAGAGCACUCCAGUUUGGACUACAGCAACAACGUCAGGUUCUGGCACUGAGAAACUCACGGUGAGACUCUUCCUUCCUGAUAUCAAUGCCUACACUGACAUUCUCUCCACAAGUCAGUGCUUCCCAAACUGUGGUUCUCAUAGAUUCUGGUUCCUUUCAUUAAGAUCGAUUCACUUAAAUAUCAAGAGUCAGUUCUACUCAGUGGGUGAGCAGAUAGAGAAAGAGACCAGUGCGGGAGUCCAGCAAAAGUAUGAGUACUCCAGCUCCAGGUUCGGAUGGUUGGUUCACAAAUAUGGGCCUUGCUCGCCAUCUAGCGUCCAUUCGGUGCACUGGCCACGUGCAGCCGAGCGAUGA